Gossypium arboreum is the source of this 2294-nucleotide messenger RNA. Its product is annotated as serine/threonine-protein kinase AtPK2/AtPK19-like. Gene Ontology annotation, molecular function: protein serine/threonine kinase activity; ATP binding. The transcript has 7 exons. The record is from RefSeq and is a predicted model, not a curated record. Gene Ontology annotation, biological process: protein phosphorylation. The coding region runs from base 571 to 2019 and encodes 482 amino acids. NCBI's taxonomy places the organism in Eukaryota, Viridiplantae, Streptophyta, Magnoliopsida, Malvales, Malvaceae.
AUAACAGAUUAAACAGAAGGGGUUUGCGGUGGAAUUGGGGUAACACUGACGGCUGCCACCCAAGAAGGAACGCAAAAAUUUCGUUAUGCCAAUCAUAAAGUAUAUAAAUAAAGCAUAUUCCUAUUCGUAUGAACCACUCAGAAGAUGCGGAGAGUUAUAUUUUAUGCAACGCAAGUCUAUUUACAGCACAUUAUUAAUAUUAUAAUAAAAACGGCGGCGUCUCCUUGUUUCAACUUUCAACUUAAAUUCUUCUAUCUAUCUAUGCUUCCGCUUUGCCUUUGCCCUUCGCCAUCCUCUUCCCUCUCCUUCUCUCUCUCAGCAGAUAUUGUUGUAUGAUCUUCAUGAGUUCAAGAACCACUGGAGUCUUCACUGUUUCCUGUAAACCAGGAAAUAAGAGCAGCUUCUUCUUCUGGCUAUUGUUUUGCUUGCUUCCCAAGUUUCUUGGAACUCCUAUCGCCUUUAUCUUGUUCAAGGCCAUUGAUAGGAGUCCUGCUGUAGUCAUCACUUAGGUGACAUUUCAGGGGGGGUCAUCAAUCGUGUUUUUGUCGGCCAAUUUGCUUCUUUGGUAACAUGGUCUCCUCACAGUUAUCUGGUUUGACCAAGGGUCGUACAUGUAAACCUUUUGAUGCUCGGCUACUAUUUAAUGCAAGCCCACCGGAUGCUGUUUUAACUGAACAGGUUGAAGUAGAUUUUUCUGAUGUGUUUGGCCCCCUGCCGGUUCAGGUUUCAAUAGAAGACAGUGGUGGUGAACCAGAGAAUACUGUUUCAGCUGCGGGUGUGACUGGGAUUGUUUAUGAUGAUCCAGCUAUUGUUUACAGCCGAUCACAUUCUUUGCUCGGCCCUUCUUCUCGUGUCAGUCAAUCCUUGAUAAGCAAACUCAGCUUUUGCGAGAUAGGCGAUUCAGUGGAUCUAGUAGAAAGUAUUAAGGAAGAAAGUAUCAGUGAAGUUGAGGAGCUCUCUGUUGGAGAUGAUGAUGAUAAUAAGAAGUCCCUUAAAUAUGUUAAUGGAGAUCACAUGAAGGUCAUCAGCAUAGGCAUUGAGGAUUUUGAGGUUUUGAAGGUGGUUGGGCAAGGUGCAUUCGGAAAAGUAUAUCAGGUAAGGAAAAAGGGCACACCAGAAAUUUAUGCAAUGAAGGUUAUGCGGAAAGACAAGAUAAUGGAGAAGAAUCACGCAGAGUACAUGAAUGCUGAGAGGGAUAUUUUAACAAAAGUUGAUCACCCUUUCAUUGUCCAGCUCAGAUAUUCAUUUCAAACCAAGUAUAGGUUGUACCUUAUUCUGGAUUUCAUUAAUGGCGGGCACCUCUUCUUUCAGCUUCACCAUCAUGGUCUUUUCAGAGAGGAUCUGGCUCGUGUCUACGCUGCUGAGAUUGUUUCUGCGGUUUCACACCUUCAUGCAAAUGGCGUAAUGCAUAGGGAUCUUAAACCUGAAAAUAUUCUUUUGGAUGGUGAUGGCCAUGUAAUAUUGACAGAUUUUGGCCUGGCCAAGCAAUUUGACGAAAGUACAAGAUCAAAUUCAUUAUGUGGAACAGUGGAAUACAUGGCACCAGAAAUAAUUACGGGGAAGGGCCAUGAUAAGGCUGCAGACUGGUGGAGUGUUGGUAUAUUAUUAUUUGAAAUGCUUACUGGAAAGCCUCCUUUUACUGGUGGAAACAGAGACAAAAUUCAGCAAAAGAUUGUCAAGGAGAGGAUGAAGCUGCCCAAAUUCCUUUCUAGCGAAGCACAUUCUCUGUUGAAAGGGCUGCUGCAUAAAGAUGCUUGUAAGCGCCUUGGAAAUGGACCUGGUGGAAGCGAGGAAAUAAAGCGAUGCAAAUGGUUCAAGUCAAUCGACUGGAGGAAACUAGAGGCAAGGGAAAUUCAACCCAGUUUCCGUCCUGAAAUUGCUGGGAAGCAUUGCAUUGCCAACUUUGACAAACGAUGGACUGACAUGCCGUUGACUUUUUCUCCAGCGUCUAGCCCAAAGACCAAUGCAAACCCUUUCACAGAUUUCAAUUACAUAAGGCCAGCUGCAACCCUUCUGUAGUGGGCCAAAUUUGCCCGGGCCCACUAAAAACCCAAAUAUACAAUAAAUAAAUAAAUAAAUAAACCUCAGUCCAUUAAAUAACCCUAUCAGACCCAAACCCAAUUUUAAAACUUGGCCCAAAUUUACAAGGCCCGGUAGGCCCAGAACACUAAACCAAGACUGAAGCCCUAGCAGCACGUGUUUGCACCUCAGCAUCCUCGGCCUCCGUACCGCCUCUGUACCCUCAGCAGCACCACGCUCUCGUACACGCGCAAACACCACCCCAUAACGGCAGA